Molecule: messenger RNA, 4888 nt
Organism: Numida meleagris (helmeted guineafowl)
Lineage: Eukaryota; Metazoa; Chordata; Aves; Galliformes; Numididae
Gene: GDF1
Product: growth differentiation factor 1
Exons: 2
Coding region: 1567-2685 (372 amino acids)
Biological process (GO): SMAD protein signal transduction; BMP signaling pathway
Cellular component (GO): extracellular region
Molecular function (GO): growth factor activity; cytokine activity
Source: RefSeq, a predicted model, not a curated record
UUGUGAUUUCUCCAGUCGUUAGCAUUGGUCCCUCCACACCUCUCUGCCUCAGCACUGCUCUGAUGCAGUGUCAAGCUGGGGGGGGGAACAUCCUCUCCUCUGUUGGCACCACGGUACAAGGCAAGGGGAGCCCAAAGCCAGCUCUGCUCCAGCUGCCAGCAGGCAGCAGAGGUGAAGCAGUGCACCUCCAGGUCCUGUUAACCCGGAGGGGUGUCUAACUCAGAGCUGUCUGUGCUUCUCUGGAGUCUGUAGCAUACAGCACAGUUCCCAUGUGCAGGUCUUCCUGGAAACCCAGCCCUAGAGCAUUAUUCUGGCCCACAUUGAGGGCCAGGACAUCUUGUUUGCUUAAAAAAACCUAUGUAAGAGGUAGCUCUUGCCCAGCAACGUCUGCUUGGGCAAGAGCUUCAAGUGAAGAGCAGUCAAUCUCUGCUCCCUGUGCUGGUUUUCCAGGCAGCACCGACCUGAGCCUGGUGGGGUCUGGGGGCUGGGCUGGGUCAUCACCUUUUUGCUGCAAAGCCCUUGGACUGGGGCUGUCCCAGCACAGAGCUCCCCCCAGCCAGAGUCAGUGGGUGCUGAGGGGGUACUGGGUGCAUCCAUUCCAGGCAUCAGAGGCUGACUAAUUUUUUUUAUUAUUUUUUUUUUUUUUUACCAUUUGAUCUGAGUGUGUUGAUUUGACUCCAGGGCUGCCACGUGAGCCUCAGGGAAAGUUACGUGGUAAACUGUAAGCAAAAUGUGACUUGGGCUUGAUGGAAACUGCCAGGCUGGGGCAGGAUGCGUCGCCUUCUUGUAAUUUCCUAGCAGGGUUUCGGAGGGCUGCGUCUCACUGCUUGAGUUCCUUGGCUUUUGAGCUGGAUUUGCAGGAAGGAGGAAAUGAAGGAAACCGAAUUUCAUGGUGUCUGUGUGCCUGGGCACUGGCACUGGUUGGGUUGCAGCAUUUUGUGUGUGCCUGUGCCUGAGUGGCCAUGUGAGGGGGGGACCCUGCGUGGGGAGUGGGUGCUGAUGGCUGGCUGUGCACCGGGGGCUGUGCAAGGACAGGGCAAGAUGGGAGCUGAAGGGCAGAGUUGGAAGACCGUGGUGUGCUGGAAGCUGGCAGCCUAUGGAGAGAAGUGUCACAGGCUGUGAUUGAAGAGCUGAUCUGGGAGAGAGCGCCCUGACUGAGCCGUGUCUCCCCGAUCUGGGUGGGGUGGCCACCAGAUCCACCCUUCUCCCAGGGCACGGGGAGCAGCGCUGGGCGUGCUGGCAGCGUUGAGGAGGGAGGAGCGGCCCCGCGCCGCUGCCAGGACCUUUGCUGUUGGACCUCAAUGUUGUGGAGAUGCGGAAGGGAUGGGAGCUCUGAGCUGCCGCCCUGGCACGGCCUCAAAGGGUUAACAGGCCCCGGGGAGCCAGGGGGGUCUGUUCACACCCUCUGCCCAAUCCUGGGAAUCCCUGUGUGCUAAUUGAGCACUAACGAGAUCAAAGGCUCCCAUCAGGCAAUCAUCACCCCCAGGCCCUGUCUUCAGUGCAGCUGGGAGUGGGUCCCUGCACAGUGCUGCUCUUUGUCUGCGGGAAGGAAAGGAAAGCGGAGUGAUGUGGCCUCUCCCCACGCGUGCCAGCCUUGGAGCUGGCCUUGCCUGGGCUCUCCUUACUGUGAGUCUGGGGAUGGAUUUAAGUUUGCAGGAAAGUUUGCUGUUAAAAUCCCUGGGUCUGAGCGCGAAGCCCAGCCCCAAAAUCCCCGUUCCGGUGCCGUCUGUGCUCUGGCGAAUCUUCCAGAAGAGAAAGACACCUCCUGCAACAAACAGGGACCCGGCGGAUGGUUGUAGGGUGGAGGAGUUUAAUGUCCCUGGGAACAUCAUCCGUGUCUUCGCUGACCAAGGCCACUUCAUUCACAGCGCGCAGCCCCAGCCGCUGCUGUGCCUGCAGAAGCGUCUGUACUUUAACCUCUCUGUGCUGGAGGAGGGCGAGCGCCUGACCAUGGCUCAGCUGGAGAUCAAGUUCAGCCACAACUCCUACCACAGCCCCUGGCCGGGGCAGGGCUUCGAGCUGAGGCUGUACCGCAGCUGCCAGGUGCCGCUGCGGGGGACGCCCUCCCUGGGCCCAGGCCGCAAGCUGCUGGUGGAGCAGUCCUUCGCCCGCCUGCACAAGUCCCUGCUCUUCAACCUGAGCGACGUGGCAAAGGACUGGACAACAAACAGCAGGAACCUGGGCUUGAUCCUGGAGAUCGCGGUGAGCGGAGACGGAGCCUCGGCCGCAGUGAGCGCGGGGCCACGGAGCCUCUGCGCUGGCAUCGACUCUUUCUUGGAUACCUCUCUCCUGGUGGUGACCCUCAGCCAGCAGCAGUGCCGGGCCUCCAGGAGGAGGAGGAGCGCUUACAACGUCCCCAUCACACCCAGCAACCUCUGCAAGCCCCGGCGCCUUUACAUCAGCUUCAGCGACGUGGGCUGGGAGAACUGGAUCAUUGCCCCGCAGGGCUACAUGGCCAACUACUGCCUGGGAGAGUGCCCCUUCCCCCUGACAGCUGAGCUCAACAGCACCAACCACGCCAUCCUGCAGACCAUGGUGCACUCGCUGGACCCGGAGGGGACCCCCCAGCCCUGCUGCGUCCCUGUCAGGCUGUCCCCCAUCUCCAUCCUCUACUAUGACAACAGUGACAACGUGGUGCUGAGGCACUACGAGGACAUGGUGGUGGAUGAGUGUGGCUGCAGAUAGCGGAGUGCAUGUGGGUAUGCGCCGUGGGGUCCCCGUGUGACGCAGGGAAUGAUUGAUGGAAUAAAUCCAAGUGUGAUAAAUCCCCUCUGUGCUGGUGCUUAGGGAGUUUCCCAUUGGGACAGGGACUGGCAGCGCUCCCCUCCGUGCUGCCUUCUUUGGCUGGAGCCAGGGAGGAGGUCUGUGUGAAGGGAUGGUGACAGAGAUGUGCGUUAGUGGCAGCGCUGUGCUGGGUGCUCAGAGCAGUGCUCUGCCAGAGCCUGCACGCGGUUACGGGGUCAUGAUCAGCUCUGACCAUGGGUGCCCGCUCACCCAUCCCGUGUGGGUGACAGGAGCACCAGGCUGGGAAUCCCGGCCCCGUCUCGUGCCUGGCAGAGCGGCUGCUGGUGCUGCUGGCGGCCUCGUGGCGGAGCUGCCGCCGGGCUUUGUGUUUUCCAGCUUUUUGCAGCUGCUCUGGCCCCGCUGCAGGAAGAGGUAAUGGUGUCGUGACACGAGCCGCCUCGCGACUGAAUCCCUUCCCCGGGGUAGCAGGGGCUGUGGGACAGCGGAGCUUCUGCUUCACGCCUGAACUGCGGCUGUUGGUUGGUUUGGGGCCGGGAGGCGUCCUCAGAGCUGAGUCAUGUCUUGCAUCGCUUCUGUUCAGCCCCAGGUUACCUGUAGCGGGUUUGUCUGCAUCAGCCUCUAUGGAGCAUCAGCACCAGGGGGAAGGAGCUGAGGAAAGGCGGCAUGCAGCAGGGGCACGGAGUGCUGCUAUGUGUGCAGCAGCGCUGGGUAGGGGCAGUGCAGGAGUCGGUGGCAUCUUGUUCCCUGCCCGAGGUCCCCCUGCUGCAGCACAGUGCUGAUUGACCUCGCUGAGAGAAGCAAUGAGCCCAGGAGCCCGCAGCUCCCAGGCACUGUGCAGCAGCUUUGCCCAGCAGUGUUACAGCCCUCAUCAUUCAGGCACCGCGUUCAUGUGCAUAUGCACUGGGGAGUUAGUUUCAAUUUGUUUGGCUUAUUCUUGUUUAUUUUUUCAAGGACUUGCGGACAAAGCUGCAGCUGUUGGCUGUGGGCCUCAGUCCGCUGCAGCAGCGUGGCCGUGUCUUGCCGUGUUCAGUGCUGUUAACAGCAGCCAGCAGCGCAGUGCUGGGUGCAGUGCUGGGCUGGGUGCAGUGCUGGGUGCAGUGCUGGGCUGGGUGCAGUGCUGGGCUGGGUGCAGUGCUGGGCUGGGUGCAGUGCUGGGUGCAGCGCGGCUUUGGGGCAGCUGUGAGUGCUGAGCCCCGGCCGUGGAUGCCACCCCUUCCAGCAGAAGCUUUCCUGACCCCGCUGCUUUGCUGCUUCUGGAGGGUGGGGGGAGGUAGGAAGUGGGGACAGACGAGGAAUCGGAGUUAGACUUGAAUUUUUUUUUAAACAUGAGCCUGACAGCGUAGCCCGGACUAUUGCUGUUUUUCCUUUUUUUCUUUUUGUACCUGUGCUGUAUUGUCUCCACGAGCUGAUGAAGUAUUGCCGAGUGCAGCUGGGCCUUCCUCCUCCAGGGAAGCGCUGAGGGUUUAACCACUGCCAGAGCUGCAGAGGAGCAGCAGCAUCUCCUGCAGCAGCUUCUGCUGCCCCUCCUGAGCCACGCAGCUGCAGGCCGACCCAGCCCAGCAGCUGGGAGCAGCCCUUAGUGCCGCUGCACGCUCCCCUUCUUCUGCCCACACGCGUCUCAGCUUCCCCACGCGUAGCAGUAACCCCUAACCUAGCGCAGUGAGAGCAGCGUCCAGCACCUGAGUGUUUCCAGAGCUUUGAGUGGGACAAAUUAAAAGGGGCAGGAUUUAAAAAUCACCACUUUUCCCUUGGUAGCUGUGCUGGAGCGGCCAUGGGGAGCACAGAGCUCUGUUACCGGAGCCGGGCUGAGCGCAGCCCCCCAGGAGCUGCCUUCCCUUACCCAUGUCUGCUUCACCCCCCCCCCCCUCCCACUUUUGUACUAGUCUGUGUUUAAAAGAAGUAAUAAACUUGAAGUUUAUACAAUCAUCCUAAGUUUCAAUGAAUGGCGCAUGGUUUCGUCAUUGAAAGGUAGGGGGCCACCGUGAAUGCAAGAGCUGUUUAUUAAUAUUUUAUUGAUGACAAACAGGUUUAAAACAAACUGAGACAAAAUCAAAAGAGUAACACCGUGCAAGCACUGAUGUCUGGAUUUAUAAAACUUAGAGUAACUGCUACAAAGGAAAAAAAAAAACAGCACGAAGCAGAG